AUGGCCAACGCGAAGAAACGUGCUGGCGCGACGACGUCCGAUGAAGCGUCGACCAAGAAGUCCAAGGGCGACUUGUUUCAGGGUGUGAACAUCCAGUCCAUCAUGAACGCCGAAGGUCCAGUGGUGAAAUGCGUCCUCCUCAAGGCUGACGGGUCCAUCGAAGAGGUCACGGUGGACAUGACACCCCAAAAGCAAGAGGUCAAGGCGCUGCUCGGUGGCGCAUGCCAUUUCCUGGGCCAAUACGAAGACAUCGAGGUGUUCCUCAUGUGCAACCCCGAAGCCCAAGAAGACGAGAGCUUGCCCGUGACGGCGCAGAAGAUGCAGCCGCCAUUCCACGGGCGCCUGGGCGAAAUCCGCGGCGACAUUUUGAUCUUCCGCACCGACGCCAGCGGCGAGCAGCAGGACUUCACCGUCGAGGAAUACAAGGCGUUCCAAGCACUGACGCUGCCCGAGUGGGAGCCCGAGGACGACGACGACGAUGACGAGAGCGAGCCAGACGAAGACGACGAGUCGUACAAGAAGGCGGCGUUGGCAUACCUUACCGAGGAAUUCGUCGAAUUACACGGUCGGCAGCCCACAGACGAAGAGCGCAAGGACAUUCAAGACAAGGUGGAGGCGGAGAUGGCCAACAGCACCGACCACCCGGAUGCAAGCGAGGUGGCGCUGCAGUAUUUUAUCACGGAAUUCGUCGACGAAAACGGCCGGGAGCCGACCGAGGACGAGCUGAACGACCUCAAGGAGCGCGUGGCGGAGGAGAUGGAGAAGCUUGUGGUGUCGGACAACGACGACGACGACUUUGGGGACGUCGAGGACAUUGGCGAACUCAUCAAAGCCCUGAUGGCCGAGGCGGUCGUGCGGUUCACCAAGGAGCACGGCCACGAGCCGGACGAAGACACUGCCAAGUCGAUUCUGAAAAAUGUCACGCGCAUUGCGCUGACUUUACAAGGCGACGACCAGGACGUCCAGGAUGAAGCGACUGACGAAGGGAGUGACGAUGACGAAGGAGGUGGUGACGAAGUAGAGGGCAAAGCAUAG
Aphanomyces astaci is the source of this 1035-nucleotide messenger RNA. RefSeq lists its product as hypothetical. The record is from RefSeq and is a predicted model, not a curated record. The coding region runs from base 1 to 1035 and encodes 344 amino acids. The transcript has 5 exons. NCBI's taxonomy places the organism in Eukaryota, Oomycota, Saprolegniomycetes, Saprolegniales, Verrucalvaceae.